This is a messenger RNA of Nicotiana attenuata, 2081 nucleotides long. Its product is annotated as protein DETOXIFICATION 35-like. Gene Ontology annotation, molecular function: antiporter activity; xenobiotic transmembrane transporter activity. Bases 175 to 1662 code for a protein of 495 amino acids. NCBI's taxonomy places the organism in Eukaryota, Viridiplantae, Streptophyta, Magnoliopsida, Solanales, Solanaceae. Gene Ontology annotation, biological process: xenobiotic detoxification by transmembrane export across the plasma membrane. The transcript has 7 exons. Gene Ontology annotation, cellular component: membrane. The record is from RefSeq and is a predicted model, not a curated record.
UCAUCCGAACCUAGCGUUGCCUUGUUAGAGUUGCUAGUAUUAAAGAAUAGCUGAUUUUUCUGUUACGGCUACACGGAAACAAACAAACUCAGCUUAUAGCGGAGGCAUAACUACUUUCCACGAGAGUAGAGUGAGCCAACACCUGUCACUCUCUCUGCUCAUUCACACACAGUCAUGGAGACGCCGUUGCUCAACGGUUUCUCCGGUGACGACCACCAACUCAUCGGCGCCGACGGUGACUACCGCCCUGCCAGAAGUCUAAAAGUAUGGUGGGCUAUUUUCUGCAUUGAGAGUGUUAAGCUGUGGAGGAUAGGAGGUCCUAUAGCCUUCAACAUAAUCUGUCAGUAUGGUGUGAACUCUCUUACUAAUAUAUUUGUUGGACAUCUUGGAGAUAUUGAGCUUUCUGCUAUCUCCAUUGCUCAAUCUGUCAUUGGUACCUUCUCUUUCGGCUUCAUGUUGGGAAUGGGAAGUGCGCUGGAGACACUGUGUGGACAGGCCUAUGGUGCAGGGCAAAUUCACAUGCUUGGAGUUUACAUGCAACGCUCUAUCAUAAUUCUGUUUGUAACUUCUAUCUUGCUCUUGCCCAUCUAUUUAUUUGCAACCCCAGUGCUCAAGCUGUUGGGCCAAGAAUAUGACAUUGCUGAGCUUGCUGGGGAAUAUGCCAUACUAAUUAUCCCUCAAUUGUUUUCACUUGCUAUCAAUUUUCCAACCUCCAAAUUCCUUCAAGCUCAAAGCAAAGUUGAUGUGCUUGCCUGGAUUGGAUUUGUUUCUUUGCUAGUGCAUGCUACACUCCUUUGGCUCUUUAUUUAUACGUUUGGCUGGGGUACAAGUGGUGCUGCCUUAGCCUUUGACAUUACAAAUUGGGCCAUGGCAAUUGCUCAGUUUGUUUAUGUUGUUGGAUGGUGCAAGGAUGGGUGGAAGGGAUUGUCGUGGGCAGCAUUUAACGAAAUAUGGUCUUUUGUGAGGCUCUCUAUUGCAUCAGCUGUUAUGUUAUGCCUUGAGAUUUGGUACAUGAUGAGUAUUAUCAUCCUUGUUGGCCAUCUCGACCAUGCAGUCAUCGCAGUUGGGUCCAUUUCUAUUUGCAUGAACGUCAAUGGGUAUGAAGGCAUGUUGUUUAUUGGAAUUAAUGCUGCCAUAAGUGUACGGGUCUCAAAUGAGCUUGGGCAAGGGCAUCCAAGGGCCACUAAAUACUCUGUCUAUAUCUCAGUGUUUCAGUCACUCCUAAUUGGGCUACUCUGUAUGGUUAUUGUAUUGGUAGCUAGAGAGCAUUUGGCCAUUAUCUUUACAAGCAGCAAGGAUAUGCAACAAGCUGUCGGUGAUCUUGCUUACCUUCUUGGAAUAACUAUGGUUCUUAAUAGUGUUCAGCCUGUUAUAUCAGGUGUUGCUGUUGGAGGUGGAUGGCAAGCUUUAGUGGCUUAUAUUAAUCUGGGAUGUUAUUAUAUAUUUGGACUCCCACUAGGAUUUACUCUUGGUUAUGUGGCUAAGUUGGGAGCAAAGGGACUUUGGCUGGGAAUGAUAGCUGGGACAUCUUUGCAGACUGUGCUACUCUUGGUUGUACUAUAUAAGACAAACUGGAACAAGGAGGUUGAGGAAACAAAUGAGCGUAUGCGCAAGUGGGGAGGCCAAGAUUUGGAAAUUGAGAAAUCCAGGCUGAUAGCCUGAUAUUUUUUGGGAAUGGUGUACCUUAGUUGCAGAGUGCUACGAGGAGGAUGAUACUGUUUUCAAAUUCGGCAAAGUUGUUGGCUGGGAAUCCAAGUAUUUGGUCGACUAGCAAUUUUGAAACUUCCACAAUGUGGUAAUUUUUUUACUCGCACCCGGUACAUGGUGUAUGAAAACAAAAACCUUUUGCAUGCCAUGUCCUAGUUUACUCAAUUUUGAGACAUUCAGCUGCUUGUCUACUUGUUUUAGUCCGUGUGGAUUUCACAUCAAUUUUGAGACAUUCAACUGCUCGUGUACUUGUUUUAGUCCGUGUGGAAUUCACCAGUCUUUCCUAACUCAGACAUGCUUAUUUGGAAGAGCACCUUAUAACCAUAUUGUCUCUGCUUUAAUAAUGAAACCGAAUUUUAUAUUCCUUUUGUUUA